This is a messenger RNA of Verticillium alfalfae VaMs.102, 339 nucleotides long. RefSeq lists its product with no specific name. Bases 1 to 339 code for a protein of 112 amino acids. Lineage: Eukaryota; Fungi; Ascomycota; Sordariomycetes; Glomerellales; Plectosphaerellaceae. The record is from RefSeq and is a predicted model, not a curated record. The transcript is spliced from 3 exons.
AUGGGUACCGACCACAUCGACCUCGUAGCCAUCAUCACCCCCAAAAAGGGCCAGACUGAACGUUUCCUCAGCCUCUUCGCCGCGUGCGCCGCCCACGCCGAGAAGAGCGAGCCCGGUACGCUUCGGUACCGAAUCCACCGCGGCAAGCGAGACGAAACGAGCGGCGCCGAGGAGCUCGUCGUUCGCGAAACAUAUGAGAAUGCCGCCGCCCUACAGACGCAUCUCGCUGGCGCGCACGUCAAGGCCAUGGUUGGGGAAAUUGAGGCCGGCACUUUGACGGAGAACGUAAAGAUCAUACACAUCACGCCGGCGGCGGGUUACGAGCGGGCUCGGUUCUGA